AUGGAGCCCAUCGUUCACACCGUCUUUGAGCCGCAGACCUCAACUUGGCAGUACGUUGUAGCCGACCCCUCCACCAAGGCCGCUGCCAUCAUUGAUCCCGUCCUCAACUUUGACCCGGCCCGCAACGCCAUCUCCACCAAGUCUGCGGAUGACCUACUUGCCCUGAUCCAGCAGGAGGGCUACACCGUCGAACAUCUCCUCGAGACACACGUCCACGCCGACCAUCUAACGGCAGCAAAGUACCUUCAGGCCCGGCUCGCUAAAGACGGAAGGAAGCCCGGAGUCGGUAUCGGGAAGCGGAUCGCCGAGGUCCCAGGAGCGGAUCACAUGGGGUACUUGAUCGGGGACAGACUGUUAACAUCUCCAGGGAACAUUUUCUGUGGUGACUCUAUCUUCAACUCAGACGUCGGUUCCGCCCGCUGCGACUUCCCCGGCGGCAACGCCAACGACCUCUACCAAACCGCCACCAAACUCUUCACCCUCCCACCCGCCUACAAGAUCUACACGGGGCACGACUACCCGCCCAAAACCCCGCGCGCCACACCGCAAGCCGCCUCGACCGUGGCCGAGCAGAUGGCGCACAACAAGCACCUCAAGGCGGGCACGUCGCAAGCCGACUUUGUCAGCUGGCGCACCGAGCGCGACGCGGGGCUGGCCGAGCCCAGGCUCAUCCACCAGGCCCUGCAGGUCAACAUCCGCGCGGGCGGGCUGCCGCGCGAUGGCCUGCUGCAUGUGCCGGUGAAGAUGGAGGUGCAGGUGGAGGGGUGGUGA
Molecule: messenger RNA, 771 nt
Organism: Chaetomium globosum CBS 148.51
Lineage: Eukaryota; Fungi; Ascomycota; Sordariomycetes; Sordariales; Chaetomiaceae
Exons: 4
Coding region: 1-771 (256 amino acids)
Biological process (GO): glutathione metabolic process; hydrogen sulfide metabolic process
Molecular function (GO): sulfur dioxygenase activity
Source: RefSeq, a predicted model, not a curated record